This is a messenger RNA of Drosophila persimilis, 830 nucleotides long. Its product is annotated as UPF0598 protein CG30010. NCBI's taxonomy places the organism in Eukaryota, Metazoa, Arthropoda, Insecta, Diptera, Drosophilidae. The record is from RefSeq and is a predicted model, not a curated record. Bases 99 to 752 code for a protein of 217 amino acids. The transcript is spliced from 2 exons.
CAUUUUUCCCCAUCGCACAAUACACACCCAUACAUACACAUCAACAGCUGAUGAAAUCAGCUGUUUUCGCGUUCUAAAAUUUUACAGUUCUUGAAAAUAUGAUUAAAACACAGCCUAGACAUUUAAUAAACCUGAAAUACUUCAGCCCUAACCUACUGUCUUCCCGUAAUUUGCACUAUGUUCAGGGUCAGACGCCAGAGCCGAAAAUACGCGAAUAUUUUUACUACAUUGAUCAUGAAGGAAUGCUCUUCUUGGACGAUGCUAGAAUGAAAAACUUCACCAGUUGCUUCAAGGAGAAGGAUUUCCUCAAGUUCUUCUUUUCCCGCCUCCGUCUGAACAAAACGCAGCGUUAUCUCAGCGACUUCCCGUACAUCUCGCUAUGCGGACGCGAACGCAACUUUAUACGUUGCGAUGACACGCCGCUUGUAUUCACCGAACAAUUGAAGAAGGCAGAUGGCGACGAGGAAGUUCUUAGCUAUGCCCAUGCUGGACAAGUCCUAACAUUGCCCUAUGAACCACACAAAUUAUACAUGGACCCCAAAAAUGGACGGGUUUAUCACCCAGCAACGCCCCAAGUGGGUGGCAUUGGCCUGGUUCGCUCUAAAUUGGCCAUUGAGCUCAGUCAAUACUUUGAAUUUCCAGCCGGAGAUGCGUCUCCAACACAUUUUAAAUGGCACGGAGAACGACUAAAGCUGGAAAAUGAUUGGGUUGCAGGGACUCAACGCUUUCCCAUGAGCGAGGAAUGUCAGUAGUUAAAUAGUAUAACAUUAAACUUUAAUGGAAUAUAAUUGAGACAACAUUCUAACUACGAUUAUUGGUUCCAGGACUAA